Paramecium tetraurelia is the source of this 3684-nucleotide messenger RNA. RefSeq lists its product as uncharacterized. The record is from RefSeq and is a predicted model, not a curated record. The transcript has 3 exons. Lineage: Eukaryota; Ciliophora; Oligohymenophorea; Peniculida; Parameciidae.
AUGUAAGAAGCAUAAAAUAAUUCUUAAGAUUAUAUCUAUGAAGGAUUGUAGAAGAGUAUAAUGGAAAAGGAUUCAACUGAAUCAGGUUCAGAAGUUGUUGAUACAUAAGGAGAAUAAAGCAAACAUAAUGAUUCAAGUGAAAUGCAAGAUGAUGAGUCUGAUCCAAUACAUUAAGAUCAGACGAUAAUGAGUGAUUUAUAAUAAAAUGUGAAAGUUGAUGAAUUUGAUGACAAUUAUAAGAAAUAGAUGUAGGUGGAUAUAGAAACUUAUUAAGAAAUGAACUUUUAGAAUAGAAAGAGUUUUGAAGUAAUUAAUUAGGAGUUAUCAAAUAUUUGUAAUAAUUCUAUUAGGUAAUAAAAUUAUAAGACUAAAAACGAAAAUAAACUAAUAGAAAAAGAAGUAUAGAUAAUAAAUGAUUAUCAAAUAAGUGAAAAUAUUGAUAAUGGGAUGGAAGAUAAAUUAAUGAGGUAUAAUGCUGAAAAAAUCGAAGUAUUAAGUAACGAUCAAACCAACUAAAUUAUGAAAGAGGAAAUGAAUAAUAAAGUAUUGACAAAAUAGAAUCAAGUACAAAAUGUUGUAGAAUAAUUAUAAAAUUAGGAAAAUGUUAUUAAUUUAUAUAAAUAAUUAUUUGAAAACUAUUAAGUAGAAGAGAAAUCAGGAUUAUAGGUUGAUAUGAAUAAUGAAGUUAAUAAACCAGAAGAAUAAGCUUGUAUGAAUAAUGAAGUUAAUCAACCAGAAGAAUAAGAUGAUAUGAAUAAUGAAGUUAAUCAACCAGAAGAAUAAGAUGAUAUGAAUAAUGAUGUUAAUCAACCAGAAGAAUAAGCUUGUAUGAAUAAUGAAGUUAAUCAACCAGAAGAAUAAGCUUGUAUGAACAAUGAAUAUAAUCAACCAGAAGAAUAAGAUGAUAUGAAUAAUGAUGUUAAUUAACCAGAAGAAUAAGCUUGUAUGAAUAAUGAAGUUAAUCAACCAGAAGAAUAAGCUUGUAUGAAUAAUGAAGUUAAUCAACCAGAAGAAUAAGAUGAUAUGAAUAAUGAUGUUAAUCAACCAGAAGAAUAAGCUUGUAUGAAUAAUGAAGUUAAUCAACCAGAAGAAUAAGAUGAUAUGAAUAAUGAAGUUAAUCAACCAGAAGAAUAAGAUGAUAUGAAUAAUGAAUUUAAUCAACCAGAAGAAUAAGCUUGUAUGAACAAUGAAGUUAAUCAACCAGAAGAAUAAGAUGAUAUGAAUAAUGAUGUUAAUCAACCAGAAGAAUAAGAUGAUAUGAAUAAUGAAGUUAAUCAACCAGAAGAAUAAGCUUGUAUGAACAAUGAAGUUAAUCAACCAGAAGAAUAAGAUGAUAUGAAUAACGAUGUUAAUUAACCAGAAGAAUAAGCUUGUAUGAAUAAUGAAGUUAAUCAACCAGAAGAAUAAGAUGAUAUGAAUAAUGAAGUUAAUCAACCAGAAGAAUAAGCUUGUAUGAAUAAUGAAGUUAAUCAACCAGAAGAAUAAGCUUGUAUGAAUAAUGAAGUUAAUCAACCAGAAGAAUAAGAUGAUAUGAAUAAUGAUGUUAAUCAACCAGAAGAAUAAGCUUGUAUGAAUAAUGAAGUUAAUCAACCAGAAGAAUAAGAUGAUAUGAAUAAUGAAGUUAAUCAACCAGAAGAAUAAGAUGAUAUGAAUAAUGAAUUUAAUCAACCAGAAGAAUAAGCUUGUAUGAACAAUGAAGUUAAUCAACCAGAAGAAUAAGAUGAUAUGAAUAACGAUGUUAAUUAACCAGAAGAAUAAGCUUGUAUGAAUAAUGAAGUUAAUCAACCAGAAGAAUAAGCUUGUAUGAAUAAUGAAGUUAAUCAACCAGAAGAAUAAGAUGAUAUGAAUAAUGAAGUUAAUCAACCAGAAGAAUAAGAUGAUAUGAAUAAUGAAUUUAAUCAACCAGAAGAAUAAGCUUGUAUGAACAAUGAAGUUAAUCAACCAGAAGAAUAAGAUGAUAUGAAUAAUGAUGUUAAUCAACCAGAAGAAUAAGAUGAUAUGAAUAAUGAAGUUAAUCAACCAGAAGAAUAAGCUUGUAUGAACAAUGAAGUUAAUCAACCAGAAGAAUAAGCUUGUAUGAAUAAUGAAGUUAAUCAACCAGAAGAAUAAGCUUGUAUGAAUAAUGAAGUUAAUCAACCAGAAGAAUAAGCUUGUAUGAAUAAUGAAGUUAAUCAACCAGAAGAAUACGAUGAUAUGAAUAAUGAAGUUAAUCAACCAGAAGAAUAAGAUGAUAUGAAUAAUGAAGUUAAUCAACCAGAAGAAUAAGAUGAUAUGAAUAACGAUGUUAAUUAACCAGAAGAAUAAGCUUGUAUGAAUAAUGAAGUUAAUCAACCAGAAGAAUAAGCUUGUAUGAAUAAUGAAGUUAAUCAACCAGAAGAAUAAGCUUGUAUGAAUAAUGAAGUUAAUCAACCAGAAGAAUACGAUGAUAUGAAUAAUGAAGUUAAUCAACCAGAAGAAUAAGAUGAUAUGAAUAACGAUGUUAAUUAACCAGAAGAAUAAGCUUGUAUGAAUAAUGAAGUUAAUCAACCAGAAGAAUAAGAUGAUAUGAAUAACGAUGUUAAUUAACCAGAAGAAUAAGCUUGUAUGAAUAAUGAAGUUAAUCAACCAGAAGAAUAAGCUUGUAUGAAUAAUGAAGUUAAUCAACCAGAAGAAUAAGAUGAUAUGAAUAAUGAUGUUAAUCAACCAGAAGAAUAAGCUUGUAUGAAUAAUGAAGUUAAUCAACCAGAAGAAUAAGAUGAUAUGAAUAAUGAAGUUAAUCAACCAGAAGAAUAAGAUGAUAUGAAUAAUGAAUUUAAUCAACCAGAAGAAUAAGCUUGUAUGAACAAUGAAGUUAAUCAACCAGAAGAAUAAGAUGAUAUGAAUAACGAUGUUAAUUAACCAGAAGAAUAAGCUUGUAUGAAUAAUGAAGUUAAUCAACCAGAAGAAUAAGAUGAUAUGAAUAACGAUGUUAAUUAACCAGAAGAAUAAGCUUGUAUGAAUAAUGAAGUUAAUCAACCAGAAGAAUAAGAUGAUAUGAAUAAUGAAGUUAAUCAACCAGAAGAAUAAGAUGAUAUGAAUAAUGAAGUUAAUCAACCAGAAGAAUAAGAUGAUAUGAAAUAAGAAGUUUUAUAAUCAGAUCCUAUGUUUGAAUAAACAUAAUAGGAUAUUUAAUUAAACCAAAUGAUUGAAAUGAAAAACAAAAAUGAAUCACCAGAAAACUAGGUUAAAUAAAAAACUUAAGAAGAAUAGGAUGAAUAGAAAAAUGAUUCUUAAAAUAUUGAAAUAGAAUAAUCUCAAUAAUUGUUUGUAUCCAAUCAAAAAUAAAACAAUACAUGCCAUUACUUUAAUAGUUUGCAAGCCAAAUAUCUAAAAACAAAAAACGAAAUUUCUCAUUAGUUCAAUUAUCUUAAAAGGAUAUUAAACCCAUUCUUCAUUAUUUAUUUAGUUUUAUCCUUUUUUUAUACUAUAUUAUCGACUUUGAAGAUAAAGGCUACAACAAAAAUAGUAUCCUCAACUUUUUCAUAAUUAAGUUUUAAAAAAUGUGUGAAUUUACCUGCUUUUGUCAUAAUUAAAUUUUCGAUCUGCAUCAAAGAGGAAAAAUUAAAACAAUAAUCCAAUAAAUAGAACCUUAAUAAUACUAAAUUACUCUAAGAAUAAGGAUUAUUUAGGAAGUUGGUUUUCAGAAAUAUGUUAUUUUAACUUUGA